Messenger RNA from Etheostoma spectabile (orangethroat darter), 2521 nucleotides. RefSeq lists its product as uncharacterized. Lineage: Eukaryota; Metazoa; Chordata; Actinopteri; Perciformes; Percidae. Bases 1 to 2367 code for a protein of 788 amino acids. The record is from RefSeq and is a predicted model, not a curated record. The transcript is spliced from 3 exons. Gene Ontology annotation, molecular function: nucleic acid binding.
AUGGGUGAACUGGGGCUGGCCGAACCCCCAGCGGUGGAGCCUUCAGUGGCUCACCACCUCCACCCAAACCGCCGCUCUCUCUCAGCCUCCCACAGCAUUCCUCUGCCUACCAAGACAGAGCGGCUCACCGCCUCUAUGUUUCAAAGGAUGUACAUGCAGGGCUGCGGCCGUGUGAUGGGGCUCGCAGUCGCAGGUGAGAGGGCCUUAUGGCUGAACCUGUCAGGCCUGAGUGACACACAGAAGGCGGGAGUCAUGGACGCAACAUAUGACCCCACCAAAGGUCUAUUUGGCCCAGCUCUGGAGAAGAUGAGAGAGGCCAGCACCCUCAGAAAACAGGAGGGUGAAGCCUUCGACCUCUGCCUGCCCCGGAGGCACACACCCCGUCCCCAGCAGGGACAGAGAGUCCCUGCAGGGGGAGCUCUCGCUCCUCCCAGGGGAGAUCGCUCUCUCCUGGCCAGGGAGGUGACGUCACUGCAAUGCGACUACAAGGGUCCACUCUCUGUCCGAGCGGAUAGAUGGCGCGCAUGCGCAGUUCACUCAUGGGUUCUAUCCACUGUUUGUCAGGGUUACAGACUGCAGUUUGCUAUGAAACCACCCAGAUUCAACGGUGUGUUAGUUUCUAUGACAAACGGGGAUGCGGCACAAGUCCUACAGGACGAGAUAACAUCCCUAUUAAACAAACAAGCGAUCAGAGCUGUGCCGAGCGAGGAAACGCAUCAGGGGUUUUACUCCCGCUAUUUCCUCAUUCCCAAGAAAGGGAGCUCGUUGCUUCGCCCGAUUUUGGAUCUCCGUGUGUUAAACAGACAUCUACGAAAAUACACAUUCAGGAUGUUAACACACAAAGUGCUCUGUCGUUCAAUCCGCCCGGGGGAUUGGUUUGUAACGAUAGAUCUUUCAGAUGCAUAUUUCCACAUCGCCAUUUAUCCUGCACACAGGAAAUUUCUCAGGUUUGCGUAUCAGGGCAGAGCCUACGAAUACCAAGCCAUCCCAUUCGGGCUGUCAUUAGCACCGAGGGUGUUCACCAGGUGUGUGGAGGCGGCGCUGUCUCCGUUGAGGAACAGCGGUAUCAGAAUAUUUUCGUACAUAGACGACUAUCUGGUCUGCUCCCACUCUCGGGAGCAGGCUGUCAGAGAUUCCACUACGGUGAUAACUCAUCUCAGGGAUCUGGGGUUCAACAUAAACUGGGCGAAGAGCCGAGUGGAACCCGCGCAAUGUACGGAGUAUUUGGGUCUCAAAAUAAACUCCCUCUCUUAUCGCGUCACGCUAUCGGAGGGGAGACUAGCGUCUCUGGGGCACUGCCUCUCCCUUUUCCGGCUGAGCAAAGCCGUGCCAUUCAGAUUAUGCCUGCGCCUGCUCGGCCUGAUGGCGUCAGCAGUGUCUGUGGUACACUUGGGGCUGCUAAUGAUGAGAGAUUUUCAGCGUUGGGUGGCAGCAUUACACAUGUGCCCACGCAGUCACCUCAACCGGAGGGUGAAAAUAACCGUAGCGUGCAUAGCAGCCCUUCACCCGUGGAGAGACACGGUGACUCUCGCGUCAGGUGUCCCGCUUGGGGCGGUGUCAUCCAGGUUAACCAUGACAACGAACGCGUCCCUGUCAGGAUGGGGAGCGACGUUGUGGGGGAGAACAGUGAAUGGCACAUGGAGCCGGAGAUUAGCCCAGGCUCACAUAAAUGUCUUGGAGCUUAUGGCAGUGUUUCUGGUUCUGAAACAUUUCCUGCACUUUCUCCAAGGUCGUCAUGUUUUAGUGAAAACAGACAAUUCCACAGUGGUCGCAUACAUCAACCGCCAGGGCGGCACUCGCUCACUGCAGCUACACAUGUUAGCUCGCAGGGUGAUUUUGUGGAGCAGUGUGAGACUGCUGUCUCUCCGAGCAACACACGUGCCGGGCGUUUUAAACAGAGGGGCAGAUCUCCUGUCACGGGGGAAUCCUCUGUACGGAGAGUGGACUCUCCACCCACAAGUGGUGGAACAAGUCUGGCGGAGAUACGGUCGGGCAGCCGUAGAUCUCUUCGCCUCGCAGGAAAACACACAGUGUCCAAUGUUCUUCUCUCUGUCAGACGUAAAUGCACCGCUGGGUGUGGACGCUCUAGCUCACCCGUGGCCAAACGUGCUGCUCUAUGCAUUUCCCCCCCUCAGUCUCAUCUCUCCCACUCUGGCGAGGGUGAGAGGGCAGGGCCUAUCGUUAAUCCUGAUAGCGCCGCGGUGGCCAUCCAAGCACUGGUUGGCGGAGAUAAUACAGCUCCUGGUGGGAGAGCCAUGGCCUCUCCCCAUACGCAGAGACCUUCUCUCCCAAGCGGGCGGGGAAAUUUACCACCCCCACCCAAACCGCGUAGCGCUCUGGGCUUGGCCCGUGAGAGGUGGAACCUGAAUGCAUCAGGCCUGCCAGAGCAGGUCAUUGACACCAUUCAGAGCGCAAGGGCCGCGUCCACCCGCUCUCUUUACAGCGGAAAGUGGCGGGUUUUUGAGGAGUGGUGUGAACGUAGGGAUACAAUCCCUUUUCAGUGUUCUGUGGUGGACCUGCU